This is a messenger RNA of Geosmithia morbida, 717 nucleotides long. Its product is annotated as solute carrier family 25 (mitochondrial carnitine/acylcarnitine transporter), member 20/29. Lineage: Eukaryota; Fungi; Ascomycota; Sordariomycetes; Hypocreales; Bionectriaceae. The record is from RefSeq and is a predicted model, not a curated record. Bases 1 to 717 code for a protein of 238 amino acids. Gene Ontology annotation, molecular function: transmembrane transporter activity. The transcript has a single exon. Gene Ontology annotation, biological process: transport.
AUGGGGUACGGAACCCUCAAUGCAUUGCUUUUUGUGACAUACAAUCGUUGCAAAAAAGUAAUGAAUGAUGGCCUUUCAGUCGACAAAAGCCUGUCCACAACCUGGCUUGCAGGUGCACUUGGCGGCCUUGCAACCUGGGUCGUCAGUACUCCAACCGAAGUGAUCAAGUGCCGUGCCCAAGCAUCAGCUACGCCACUAUCAAGCUCAGGUAUCUUGCGACGUAUAUUAAAAAAAGAAGGACCGAGAGGCUUGUACCUAGGUGGAACAGUUACUGCAUUACGGGACAGCAUAGGCUACGGGUUCUAUUUUUGGGCAUACGAGUUGACAACCAGUCUGUGGCCAUCAAAUGUACAAGACGGAUCACCAUCAUUUCUUCGAGAGGCCCCGAAGGUCCUCCUGUGCGGUGGACUGGCAGGAGUUGCCACUUGGGCCAGUGUGUUCCCAUUGGAUAUGAUUAAAACACGGGUCCAGACACAGGGCAUGAUGGAGGCCAUUGCAAUGGACUCUUCCGCCCUCUUGCAGUCCAAUCAACAAGUUUUGCGCCACAGGCAUCACGCAGGAGCUUGGCAAAUAACCCAGGAGGCGUACAGAAAACAUGGCACAGCAAUCUUCUUCAGAGGUUUCACGGUUUGUUGUAUUCGGGCAUUCAUAGUCAAUGCCGUGCAAUGGGGUGCUUACGAGACACUCAUGCAGAAGUUCUCCCAAUUUCCAGAAUGA